UACCCAUAGUGCCCUGUUGGCAUCGAUCCCUUCCUCGCCGUCCAUCUUGAAAUACUUCACGAGGAGUCUUUGGCUUGUGGACUGAGAAUUUGCACAAUAACCAUGUUCACCUGUAGUAAAUUUACCUCUUCCAUUGCUAGGAAUCUCGUCGGCAGUGGUCGCACGUUGGUGACUGCCGCCAUUCGUCCUCAGUCACAAGCUUUGGUCAAGUCUGGAACUCAGGCUAGGGGCAUGGUCGGUCUAUCAAGAGCAAUAGUCUCAUCACAAAUUUCAGGUGCUCAAAAUGAUAAUUUACUACAAAAACAGCAAUCAUCAUUAGGAGCUCUGGUAAGCCGUGGAUUCCAGACAACUUCUGCAGUUCAGGAUGUUGACUCUGCUGCCAAGUUUAUUGGCGCUGGUGCUGCAACAGUUGGUGUUGCUGGCAGCGGAGCUGGUAUUGGAACAGUGUUUGGUAGCCUUAUCAUUGGCUAUGCCAGGAACCCAUCUCUCAAGCAACAGCUUUUCUCCUAUGCUAUUCUAGGAUUCGCCUUGUCUGAGGCUAUGGGUCUUUUCUGUCUUAUGAUGGCCUUUUUAAUCCUCUUUGCCCUGUAGAAUUGUUUCUUAUUGAUGAUGGUGUGAUUAUGUGCCAAUUUGUUUUCUAAGGCAUGGUAUUCUUAUGUGGGAAACCUUUCUAUGUGAAGUUUAUUUUGUGAUGAAUGCUGUAAUAGCUUGAAAAUAAACUAAUGUAAAUUUCA
This is a messenger RNA of Actinia tenebrosa (Australian red waratah sea anemone), 734 nucleotides long. RefSeq names its product ATP synthase lipid-binding protein, mitochondrial. Gene Ontology annotation, molecular function: proton transmembrane transporter activity. NCBI's taxonomy places the organism in Eukaryota, Metazoa, Cnidaria, Anthozoa, Actiniaria, Actiniidae. Gene Ontology annotation, biological process: proton motive force-driven ATP synthesis; proton transmembrane transport. The record is from RefSeq and is a predicted model, not a curated record.